GGCUUCACGUGUUCAUCUUUAUGGCUCUCAAUCAUUCGUCUCUCUACACUAAAUCAAACUAUCAUACGCCUCUCAAUGCUGCAAUCAACACCCGAUCCUUCAUCAAUUCCUUGUGUAUAAUACUCUCUUGGCUUACGUUAGCGAUAUUGACUGUCCGAUGGUUGACUCCGACGGCUGAUAUGGAAACCGGUGGUGGUUAAACCCUCUGUUGAAGUCUUCGUUUCUGACCAACAUACCCGACGCAUCCGGAUUUUUCCUUUUUCUUCAAGGUGCUAGAAUGGCUAAAUAAGUAAGAGUAGGGAGUUUGUGGAUUAUAAGAGUACUGUUUGUGAUUAUUUCCAAUUUAUCAGGUUUUAAUAAGAUUGAGCUAUGGGGAUGAUGGAUGAGAAUGGUUGCAAUCGAGAAUCUCAAAGACUUGAAAUGCAAGAAAUGGAGUAUACUAUGAAAACUUUGACUAAACUAGAAUUGGACUUGGCGUAUUCAUCGGAGAAGUUGAUGAAUCUUCAUGUGCUUCUGAUGUGCUUACUUGCUCAGGAGAAUGAUUUUGAGGCUAUGGACUUGGAGAAUGAUUAUAUACCGGAUGAUUCGUUUGGGAAGUUGUUGGUAUUUGAUUUUUUGUCUGGCUUUUUGGAUUCGGAAGUGAGAGAGCUGGAUACUUUCAUGAAUACACUCGAAGCAGAAAUAGUUGAUGCCCGUGGAAUGGCAUCAUCUUCUUGCUUACAAUCAACUGAGGUUUUCAGUGUGUUAGAAGGAAAAUUGAUUGAUUCCGAGAAGUCGCUUGUUCAAUCCCGAAAGCAGAUUUUAGAAGUGAAGAUGCAGUCAACCAAAUUGCAGAGAAUUGUUUUAAGCCGUGGAAAUUGGAGAUUGGAAGAUCCGAUGAUGUCGUCACAAAAUGAUCAAGUUUUCAACAUAAAUGGGAAAUCAAAUACAAUGACUGAACAACAAAGGCAUAUUUUAAGGAUGCUAGAAAAAUCACUUGCAAGGGAGCUAGAUCUCGAAAAGCAGUUGUCUGAAUCAAAGCAACGAGAAGAAGAGCUCAAAAUGAAGCUACACUAUACUGAACAAGUUGCUUUGAGAAUGGAAGAGACUGCAGAAGUUGUUUGGGGUAGGUUUUUAGAGGCAGACAAUAGUGUCGAGAUACUCAUGGGGAUUUCAAAGGAAUUAGUUGGUCGCCUCCAGCUCGUCCAAUUCAAUCUACAUGGUUCAUUUCAACGUGAGCAUGAGAUCAAAACUAAAUUUCAAGAUUGGACAGAGCAGCUAAAUGCAAAAGAAGUGGCUAUACAGAAGCUUGAGAAAAGGAAUGCUGAACUAAUUGCCAAGAACGCUGAACUAGAUAAAUUGAGGGAAGAAGUGAAGUCUCUUGAGGAACAGCUUAAAGAAUUGAGGCUUGAUCUGAAAACUGCAUAUGAAUCAAAUGAAGCAAGUCAAGAUCAGCUUAUUGAAAUGGAAAAUCUUGUUGAGUCACUGAAAGAAAGCAUCUGCAUAUCAGAAAAUAGAGCAGAGAGUGUUGAAACCAAGCUUACACAGCUACAAGAGACAAACUUGGAACUUACCGAAGAGGUGAGUUUUCUUAAAGAUAGUGCAAGCAGCAAAGAGAAAAAGGUUGGUUCACUUGAAAAACAGUUGAGGGAACUAGAGAUUCAACUGCAGCAUGCAAAAUCAUCAUCAGAAGCAAGUCAGGAGCAACAAAACAUGUUAUAUUCUGCAAUAUGGGACAUGGAAACUCUCAUUGAGGAUCUUAAAUCCAAAGUAUCUAAAGCUGAAAGUAAGACUGAUAGUGCAGAGGAGCAUUGCAUUAUCUUGUCUGAAACCAAUUUCGAACUCAAUAAAGAACUUACUUCGCUCAAGGGUCGAGUGGAGUUCUUAGAGAAAGCACUGGAUCAAGUCAACGGUGAAAAAUAUGCAAAUGCAAACGAAAUUAACUUGAGUUCCAAGUUUAUCAUGGACAUGGUGCUCCAACUAGCUGUUGAAAGGGAUCGGAUUCAGAGACAGCUAUCCAUUUUGACAAACGAUAACAAAGCUCUGAUUGAGAAAUUGAAAAAUAUAAGAGAUGGUGCAUCUAUAGUCACACGUGACAGAGAAGAUUACGACGAGGAGGAACGUUCAGCUCCAAAGAAGGAUGUAAAUAUACUGGCUCAAUGAUAUCUGAGGAAACUUUUAUGAGUCUUUAGGAAAAGGGGUCAAGAGGCAGGGGCAUCAGAUUACUAAAGGACCUUAAUAAAAGCGCACCCAAGUGUUGGGCUGAAGGUACUUCUUCUGUAUCCAUAAGUUAACAUAUGCUGAGAAUGUCUCAAAACCUUAAGUUGUGAAGGUUGUCAGGUACAAAGAUUUCUGUGUGUAUUCUUCUUAUUAUUUUGUUUUACUUAUUUUAGUAUCAUUGUAUUCUUUUAUCCAGAGUCUUCCCCAUUCUAUGGUUCUUUGUGGUUAAAAUUUCCAUGACCUUUGGACCCAAAAAGGGGGAAAAUUUCUUGGCCAUUCCCCCUUGUAUUCAAUUGUUGUUGUCAAAUAGAUUUGUUUUAGGAGGUUGUGUUGGUAGAUUGUGUUAUAUUAUCUUUAUUGCUCAAAUGUGAAUAUAAACUAUUGUAUUUGGAUGUAUAUUGUAUUUGGAUGUAGAUAUAUGUUUUUGGAUUUAACCUGGUUCUCUCUUGGAAUUUGGGGCUGUUUCGAAACUCGUAAUAGAAUUGGAAUGCAUUCUAAUGCAUCUUAAAUUUAUGUUUGAUUUGAGCACUUUAAGCUCGAGUUGUAAUAUUAAACUCAUUUCGUUUUUGCAUUUUUCAUUUAAA
Cucumis melo (muskmelon) is the source of this 2783-nucleotide messenger RNA. Its product is annotated as WPP domain-interacting tail-anchored protein 2-like. NCBI's taxonomy places the organism in Eukaryota, Viridiplantae, Streptophyta, Magnoliopsida, Cucurbitales, Cucurbitaceae. Bases 370 to 2142 code for a protein of 590 amino acids. The record is from RefSeq and is a predicted model, not a curated record. The transcript is spliced from 5 exons.